AUUGGUUUCUAACCUCAUUGGCGGGAUUUUAUCUCAACGUAUGACUGUUAAUUUUCUACUCCGCAUUGAAGUUAGCAGUUUCGUCUAAACGCAAAUGUCUGAUGAUAUAUGGGAGGAAAGUGUUGUUAAAGGAUUUCAUUUUGACUUGGAGGAAUCCGAUAACAUUUCAACUUAUAGUCAAAGUCUCGCAGAAUGUUUCACUGAGACAUUUUCCGAUGAACCAGUAGUAACAGACCUCAAUAGUCAGUUUUGUGCAAUAUGCCAUAAUUUGAUCACUAACCAAAUUUAUUAUGAAAAGGAUGCCAUCUUUUGUUGUGAGGCAUGUUGGCUGAAAGCUAUUACAAUUGCUCUUGAUGAUUUUGUUGUUGAGGGAAUGAGUACAUGGCCGUUGAGUACAUUUGUUUCACAAGCAUCUAAAGUUGUUCUUCUUAAUUUGGCCACACGUUCAUUUGAUGGUAAUUUAAUCAUAAAGCUUAUUAAUAAAUUUAGAAAUUCGUUUUCUGAAAGUGUCUUUCAACAUAUUUUAUUAAAAAAUCAUGUGGUUGCCUUACAUUUUAUUAAUUUUCUUAGAAAAACUGGACAGUUAGCAGAUUUAAAAAAAUAUAUGAAACUUCUUGGAUUUAUUAGAGAAAGUGAAAUACCAAGCUACAAUCAACUGAUGCAAAAAUUAAUGAAUAUGUCAACAGGUCAUGUUGAUGAAGUGAAUAAAUAUUUAAUGCAGAUUGCAGAAUCUGAUGUAGCUUCACAUUCAUCAAUGAAGCAUCUUGUUGAAAUCUCUUCAGAACUGGCUGUGAUCUUAGAUUAUCAAAACAGCUAUGAAAAAGAAUGGAAUUCAACUUACAAUGAACUUUCUUUAGAUGCAAAUGUUCGAAAAGUGACUGUGACACUACCUAACACUUUAAUCAUGCAACCAUUAUGUGAAACUCUUAGUGCAUUGGUUAGAAUGGAUCAGACGAUUAAAGCAAAUAAUAGUAGAGCUGAAAUUCUUGGGAAAAAGUGUAAAGUAUGUGUUUUGUGAUUAUUAAAUAGUUUAGCUAUAUUGAGGCAAUAGAUAUUUUUGUAUUUUCAAGUAUUGGUUUUGUAGGGAUUGUGUUUCAUUGGUUGGAAGGUUUGUAGUAGAUUUUCACGAUUUCGAAACUGUAUGGUAUCAAUAAUGCCGAAAAUAGUUAUGGCUGUGAUAGAUAUUUUGAUUAUUUGGAAAAUGUCACAAGAUUAAGCAGCAUGUGCUGCUCGGCUGCAAUUAUGCUUACAUAAAUUAGAGGCUAUCUUAAGCACUGAAUAUGAGCACAUCCGUAGUCUGAUUAAGUAGACAGUCAUUAUUAUUAUUUAUUCUUAUUUCUUCCCCACGUCGUGGAUGAAACAUAGGGCUUCAGCAGCACAUCUGCGUUCCAGUCAGGUAUCUACUACCAUUUUUAGUUGACUCAACGACUGACUACAAUGUUUAAUUCCCUUCUCCCUGUGUUACUCACGGACACCCAAUCCAUCGCUUACCAUAAAGGUUCGAAUGUGAAGGGCUCAGUGGUCUCCUGAAGGUAAGUCCAAUCCGCCUCCAUUCCAUUUGUAAUAGGCUGUUUGUUGGUUCGUUGCCAUAGUUACUUGUUGCUUAUUCUUUCUGGUUAGCCAUGUGAUCUUCAAUAUCGGACGAAGAAAUCCAUUGGUGAAAGUCUGCAGUAACUUUUUGGAAAUGCGUUUUGGUAACUUGUGUGCCUAUUCUCUGUACCAUACAGCAGCACUGACUUGACAUCAGUGUAGAUAACUUUGGAAUGUAUGGAAGCCUCAAAAGUUAUCUAUGCUGAUAAUAGAUUUAUUCAAAAAUCAUAUUUCCCUAUAAAAUCAAGUGUGCUUUCGUAAAUUAUUCGUAUACUUGUUCUUUUUCAAACUGAUGUCAGCUCAUGAUUAAAUCCUCCAUACAACUUUUCAAAUAAAUCAAGAAAUGUCUAAAAUUCUGCUUGUCAUUCAUUGGAAAAGGUAUUUACACAGUCAUGAGGGAAUUUUCAUUGUUUCUUACUGCAGUAACUUCCCCAGAGCUUAAUUUUGUACAUUAUCCGGUUACCAGUUGGUGACAACAAUCAGCAUUAAUUGCUUGUUAAAAAAAGUGAAUGAAAGUGUACUUCAUAAGCCAAAUAAUUAUAAUGGUACAAUUAUUGUCUUAUUCUUUUUACGGUUGUAUAAUGAAAUCAACGUGUGUUAUAAGUACCUAUAAACGGAGUUUUUUCUGCAUCAAACUGUACACAUCCUGUGAAUAUAUGUAGCACUCCUACUAGUUAGUUUUAUUGUUUCUUCAAUAGUGUCAACAGACGCCAUGUUAUGCAACAUCCAAGUACGGUUAUCUUCUUUGAAGUAACUCAGUAAAAAAAACUAUUAAGAUAUUCAGUUUAUUGAUAUUUGACUGACUUAAAAGUAAAUUUCAUCAUAAACAAAAACUACGUAGAGAAUCAGUAGGAUCCAGGGAACACUGGUCAUCAGUGCGAUCUUUAAAACUACAACUUCUUCAGGAGUCGUUAAGUUAUGAGACGAACACAUUAUUUAACCACUAGGUAAAAAUUCAAUUCCAACUUCUUUUUAGAGCUGCUUAGCUUUUAAUAAUUUUCCACUUGUAGUUAGUUAACUCAACAAAAUCUACAUAAAGCAAACGAAUCAGUUUGGAGAAUUUUAAAAACGCUUUUCAGUAUAAAAUGACAUCGACUAAGGAGAACCUUAAAAAGUUGAACAGCGCUAGACAGAAUUCACGAGCAAUUAUUAAACAGCUACUAAGUUUUGUAUCUUUUUUUCUAGUUGCUAUGAUUCUUUGGUAGGUAUUUUGAAAAUAAACAAGUUAAUUGGUAUGCAGAAUAGGAAAAUACCGUACUGUUUUUUAUAUCAGUAAACAUUAUUCGGAAGUCUUGAAAUUUAAAGUUUAAGUGAAAUAGGAUGUUGUUGUUGUUUACUAAUUUGAAGAUGUUUUAUUGUAUUGCUGUUUACUUUUCUAAAAUAUCGUCACCCUACAGCAACAAUUACUUUUUAUUCAAGUGUUGGUUUGUAAGAAUUUGAUUGGUUUACAGGAUUUCAUCAUGAGCUG
Molecule: messenger RNA, 3058 nt
Organism: Trichobilharzia regenti
Lineage: Eukaryota; Metazoa; Platyhelminthes; Trematoda; Strigeidida; Schistosomatidae
Source: the annotation of a GenBank genome assembly